CCCGACACCGGGAACAGUCAACGACUCGCUCGCAGUCAACAACACCGCGAUUUCAUUUCGAAGGUCGUGACUGCAACUGCAACGAACAAAGCGCAAUCUGGCCCCGAAAAGUGGCCGAAAAAGGCGCGUCGUACGAAAAAGAAGCGUGGCGGCGCUGGCCGCGCUCCGCUGCCGAAGGUAGCCGAAGAGACAGUCGAAGACGGGGAGCCGAACGUGACGGUUUCGAGGCCGCCGCAGGUUACACCAUUGGAGCGCCCGCAGCGAAGGGACAUGGCUACGAGCACCACGGAGGAAAUCGAGGAAGUCGAUCGAAAGCAGACGGAGGCGGUGAAUUCCGGUGAAUUUCCGCCCGAAUACCUGAUCAAGCAUCCGCUGCAGAACAGUUGGACUCUGUGGUAUUACGAGCCUGACAGGAACAAGCCGUGGGAGGAGAGCCAGCGGGAAAUAACGAGCUUCGAUACGGCCGAGGAUUUCUGGAGUUUAUACAACCAUAUAAAGACGGCAUCCGAAUUGAGGCAAGGUUGUGAUUAUAGCAUGUUUAAACAAGGGAUCCGACCCAUGUGGGAAGACGAUCAGAAUAAAUGCGGCGGACGAUGGCUGAUAAAUCUAGAGAAGAAGCAACGUUCUACGGAUCUAGAUAAUUUUUGGUUAGAAAUUUUACUCUGCAUGAUCGGGGAAGCCUUCAACGAGUACUCGGACGAUGUAUGUGGAGCUGUAGUAAAUAUUAGGCCAAAAGGAGAUAAACUUGGUGUUUGGACCUCGAACGCAAAUAGUGAAGAUAGUGUUAUGGAAAUUGGCCGCAAACUGAAGGAAAGAUUGAGGAUCACACCUAAAAUGUCUAUGGGAUAUCAAGCGCACAAGGAUACCAUGGUCAAAGCUGGGAGUCAAACAAAAAAUACCUAUACGCUUUAAAUAUUUUUCUUUUUCUUUUUUAUUUUAAUACUUAUAUGUUAAAUAAACUCAAAAUUUAUAUAUAUCA
Messenger RNA from Dinoponera quadriceps, 979 nucleotides. It is a transcript of the gene eIF4E4, whose product is annotated as eukaryotic translation initiation factor 4E-like. The record is from RefSeq and is a predicted model, not a curated record. The transcript is spliced from 4 exons. Gene Ontology annotation, cellular component: eukaryotic translation initiation factor 4F complex; cytoplasm. Gene Ontology annotation, biological process: translational initiation. The annotation marks the transcript as partial. Gene Ontology annotation, molecular function: RNA 7-methylguanosine cap binding; translation initiation factor activity. NCBI's taxonomy places the organism in Eukaryota, Metazoa, Arthropoda, Insecta, Hymenoptera, Formicidae.